UUAAAAGCAUUAGUAAAACUUAGCAAAUAUCACGAAUACAAUUUUAGAGUGUAUUUUAGGCGCUGCGGUUGGUAUUAUUCAUCUCGUGGUGGAGCAACUGUGCAGGCUUUAAUUUACCAACUGGGGGCUUCACUGGGGGCUUCACAUUCCGUUCUGAAGUACUUCCGUCUGAAGAACUCGUGGCAGGAGCAUUAAAUAUAACAUCAACAAUCACAAACCUUACAGCAAGGAACAUGCUGGCUGACUAUCUGACAGUCUGCCCUGGACAAGACAUGUGCAAGGGGGAAAGUUUUAAAACGAAUUACACGUUUGGUGGUUCUAUGAGUCCUGCGUGUUCGACUUGCAGCUGUGACGACUCUUGCGCUAGGAAGAAGAAUUGUUGUCCUUCAAAUAUUUUGGACCAGAACAGCUUGGGGAAGAAGAGCACACCAUUAGCAUGUCUCAAACCAUUAUGGAACCCGACGUUUGCUGUCCUUUUCCAAGCACACAGAGCGUCGUAUUGGAUGAUAGAGACAUGUCCAAGUGGCGAAAGAUGUGUGCCACCGCUGUCCAAAGCCGACAUAAGGAACAUCACGCUUUCUCUUCCAGUCACUUCUCUCAGAACAAACGAAACCUACAGAAACAUACGCUGCGCACUGUGUCACUCUGAAAACUUCACGGAUUUGGUAUUCUGGAACCAUGACCAAAUUAUUUGCACGUCGAGGUCCGAGUUGCUGUCAAAGAUAACCAGCAGAGAAUUUGUGCGAUUGGUUUUCAAUCCUUACCCAUCAUGUAACUUCUUGUUUUAUCCACCAGUCUCGCUACAGAAAAUUGUUUCGAAAUGUACCGAAGUUGAUGACAAUUAUUGUAUUAACGCGAACAUCUUGCCAGCAGAUAAAGCGUACCUGGUGGAUGCCUGUGCUGCAUAUAAUUUGCCAUACUUUUCGUGUAUGACAGGUAUCGUACAUAGAAAUGUUUACUGUUACCUGUGUACCGUUCCAAGAAUAUAUGAUGCUCCAAUUGCCUGCCCAAACAGCAGCCAUUUAUUUCAACUGGGGGCGGACAAACUUCCGAUUUUUUCUGCUCUUCUGAAUUUGGAAAAAGAGAUCGCUGGAGAAACUCGCACGGUAACUCAAGAUGAAAUGUGUACAGAUGGCGAAUUAUACGACACCUUUUUGGACAAAUGCUUAAAGCUGACUUGUGAAGACGAGUACAUUUUAGAAGGAAAUACUGUUUGUCAGUCCAUGUACUCAACAAUGGGAGAAAACAACUACGAAGUCAACAUGAUGUUCUAUCCCACAGAAUCAGUCGGGUUAGAGGUGGACGUAAAAAAAUCAUUGAGGGACUUUCUACAGGGCGUCUUUGCUCAGAAUAACAUUUCCAGGUACCUGUGUACAAUAACAGUUCUGAGUCCCAUUGACGAACAAGGCGGCGGUCCCAGUCGUAAAACAGAUGUUAUUUAUCACGGGGUGGUCGUCAAACUAUCGGUGAAUCAUCCACAUAACAUUGACAGCUUCAUAGAAAAUCUGAUCCGAAUAGUUACUUUUGAAAAUGAAAUCGAACUCUCCGAUAGACUAUUCAACCAUAGAAUAAAUGUCACCGGGUUUAUUAUUGGCCAACGCUUUCAUUUGUAUGAGGAUAAUUUUUAUGCUUAUAAAGAUCCCCAUUACAUCCACCCAAUUACAUUUAAAACGCUACAUAGUAAACUAUUCGACAUUGCUAAUCAGGCAAAUGAUAACAGACGAUAUAAUUGUGUCAAGGAAAAAGCCCAUAUUGUGGUCGUGGCCGACUGGUAUCGUUGUCCAAAAGUUAACAUAGAGACGGCUGAUGCAAGACUUGAGUUGUCAAACUUCACCCUGUGUCUCACCGACAACCAAAACUGUAUUCCCUCAAGAUACUUCAAGCAGUCUUUAAAUAAUCAGAAGUUUCAAGUUUGUCUUGACUGGUAUCGGUUUUCUCUUACAACACAAGCCCUGUCCAAUACAAUUGAUGAUUCAGUAGAGAAAUAUCUCUCACUCGCUUGUUUGUCUCUUUCUUCUUGUGGGGCUGUGUUGACAAUUCUAUCUUUUGUUUCUAAAAAAUCUCGCAUUACAUCCUCAGGAACAAAAAUCAUCAUUCUUUCAGUUUUAAUGAUACUUGCCAAUACAGUAUACACCUUUUCGAAGUACUUCCUUUGGAGCAAAGAAUUGUGUGUUACUGUUGGCAUGUUAGUGCACUUUCUCUGGCUGUCUGUUCUAUUUUGGAUGAGCCUGUCUACUUUCCAAAUUUUUCAAACGUUUACAACUUUGAGAGUUGCACGCUUUGGAAAGAACGCACGGGUGUUGUUUCUUUUGCUGCCUAACACGUUCCUCUCUAUACUUCCUGUAGGAAUCAACGUCAUUUUAAGCUACAGUUCCAGUCAAGGCGAGAAUUUAGGAUAUUCUCUCACUACCUGUUAUAUCGCAGAAUCUAGUAUGGUUCUAUACACCUUUGCCCUACCUGUUGGCAUCGCUGUGUGUCUCAACAUGUUUAUGUUUUUGGUCACGGUAAGUAGAAUUCAAGAGAAGGACGAAGUACGCAAGUCUGCUGAUCAUAAGAAUAUUGGCGCAUUCUUCCGGUUAUCAACGCUUACUGGAGUGUCUUGGCUGUUUGGAUUUUUGGCUUUGCUCACUGAGCUUCAUCUGUUCUCCGUUUUGCACACCUUAUUUACUGCAGGUCAGGGCGUGUUUCUGUAUUUGGCAUUUGGGCUCACAUUUAGGUGCUGCUGUGCUAACGAGAGAGAAAAAACCAGCUCGGGUAAUAAAAGUUCAAGAUCAUUUGUUACGUCACAUUAAGAUAUAUAGAGAGACGUGACAAUCGCUUUCCCAUGCCUUUCGGUGUUUUAAAAUUUGGAGUUUUUUUUAUAUUGAUUAAAAUUAUUCGUUUGCUGUUGUCUUGAUGUUGUGUUGGCCAAUUUACGUAUCUAUUAAUAUAAAAUAUAUAUAUUAAAUUAACGGGGUUAUAUAUUAUUGAAAAUCGCGAAAAAGUAUUAAUUAGCGGUAAGAUUAGAUCCAAUUAUCUUUUUGUUUUCCGAUUUGAAAUCUAAAUCAUAGUCCUAUACUCGACACAAUGAGUGUUCAAACUUAAAACACGAAAUUUUUAGAAAUCAUAAAAAAAAACCUAGCAUUGUGUAAAUAUCAGAAAAAAUUAUUGUUUUAGUUUGUUAUUUAAAAAAAUAGUUUUAGAGGAAAAAGACAAUGAAAUUAAAUUUUCUAUGAAAUGAAAGUAUUGGCUUGUCUUAUUCUUUUGGUUUUUUCUAGCUUUUACAGGAACUAUACAAUAUACAAAAAUGAAACCUUUCUGCAAAUGAUCUAACAAUUAAAUAACACGCUUGCUUAAAAGCUUUCCAGUACUUUCAGUACUUUAAUUAGAACGCUGUUGUUGCUUUUUUAAAAGACCCCGUAACCUCUAUAUAUGUAAAAUUAAUCUGUCUUUGAUCAUAUCAUAAUGAUGGUGAUAGUUUGAUAAAAGAUGUCCUGAUUUUAAAAAAAAUCUGCAUCAAUUUAUAUCAUUUCUUUGUGUUAAUUUUAUUUUAUAUUGUUAUACAAACUGUAUGUAUUGUUUGUAGAAUAAAUUUGCAUUAUUUAA
Magallana angulata is the source of this 3585-nucleotide messenger RNA. RefSeq lists its product as uncharacterized. The coding region runs from base 234 to 2792 and encodes 852 amino acids. Gene Ontology annotation, biological process: cell surface receptor signaling pathway; G protein-coupled receptor signaling pathway. The record is from RefSeq and is a predicted model, not a curated record. NCBI's taxonomy places the organism in Eukaryota, Metazoa, Mollusca, Bivalvia, Ostreida, Ostreidae. Gene Ontology annotation, cellular component: membrane. The transcript is spliced from 2 exons. Gene Ontology annotation, molecular function: G protein-coupled receptor activity.